AACAGCUCCAAAGCCACAAGUUUUGUAGAGAGAGAAAGGGUAUUGUAUUAGACAGCAUAAAGUUAAAUAAACCAAUAAUUGAAUAGAAAAAAGAAGAUUUUGGCAGAAAAUAAUCUAUCGGGAGGGAUUGCUGUAGUACAAACUAUCGCAGCAAAUUCAGUAAUGAUAUUGGCAGAGAUCUUUACGAUCUUCUUUACGAGCAGAGCAGUAGGCUAAGUUCCACUGUCCGCUGCUGCUGCUGCUGCUGCCACCAUUAAAGACCUCGAUUGGGUCUCUUGUUUUCCUUUGUAGCCUUGAUGAUGUACUGUUCCAUUCAAUUUCCAUAGCUUCCAAACAAUCCGUAGCCAGAGAAAGAACACCUAUCACAGGCUCUGUCUCUAUAAAUAUCUCAUGUAGAAAGAGAAUUGCCCAACCAGACCGUUAAAGGAAUUGGGGAGGAAGGGGAUUGUGUAAAGUGAUCUGGGGUUUUCCUGGUCAAGUGGGUAUCUAUCACAUAAAGGGACAUAACUCUCAAAAGCUGUGCUGAAGCAGAGAGAGAAAGUGGGAGGAGAGAGAGACAGAGAGAGAGCGUGAGAGAUGGGUUAGGCUGUGGAAUUGAACUGGGUUUAGGCUUCUGGUUGUGGUUUUGGUAUUGGAUUUUCAGUAUUGGGGAAUAGUUGGGGAGGGAAUGGGGGAUGGAAGUGAAAAAAAUGAAUGGCAGAACUUUUUGGGAGAGGCAGACGAGGCGGCAGAAUCUUCAGCAGCAGCAGAAGCAACAGGUUUCAGAGUGGUGGCAGCAGCAGCAAUUGCAGAAAGGAGAAGGGGAGAGAGAGGAGAGAGAAGAGGAUAAAAGAAGCCAUUAAGAUUAGGAAAAAAGCACUGCCCAUUUAAAGCUGGAAGAAGGAAAGCAAAACAGUCCGAGUCUGGAUCCUCAAGGAAAUCGCCAUCAUCAUCAUCAGAACCAGAUUCUAAAUUCGAGGCAUGUAGAAGGAAAAGAGGAGGAAGACGACCAAGAUUCUCCGCCCCACCACCGCCAAGACCACCAUAACCUCCAUCAGCAGCAAUCGCAGCCCUUCAAUGUGCACCAGGAUCAGCAUCUUUUUCUUCAAAACACCCACCAAGACGACCAAAGUCUACAAAAUUACUACGCAGCUUUAGAUUCACAGUCACAACAACAACAAACCCACCAGCAGCAAGCCCCCAAGAAACGCUCUUACUUUCAGCUUCCUCCUCCUCAUCCUGUGGCGGCACCUGCCGCCUCUGCCUCCACUUUUGCCGACCAGAGCAUCGAAUAUGCGAGAAAAAUGGGUGAGAGCCACCGCCAAACAACAACGUCGUCAAGGCUGGGGAUGAGAACCGGCGGGGGCGGCGGCGAGAUCGUGGAGGUUCAAGGAGGCCACAUUGUUCGUUCCACUGGAAGAAAAGAUCGUCACAGCAAAGUUUGCACCGCCAAAGGCACAAGAGACCGCCGGGUUCGCCUCUCGGCCCAUACCGCCAUCCAGUUCUACGAUGUUCAAGACCGCCUCGGCUACGACCGACCCAGUAAAGCUGUAGACUGGCUUAUCAAAAAGGCCAAGGCCUCCAUUGACGAGCUCGCCGAGCUCCCUGCAUGGAAUCCGAGCACAGCUAACGCAUCCACACAGCGGCAGGAGCAGCAGAGCCUAAACGAUGAGAACGAGAGUCUACUUUCUGUCCAACGUGAUGUCUUCAGUCCAACCGGUAAUCGGAGAGCUUCGGUGGUGGGGAGCCACAGCAGAGUUUCAGAGUUUCCUCUGCAAAACUUGCAGCAUACCCAAAUGGGGGGAGGCCCAAAUAACAGCACCUCGAGCUUUCUCCCACCGUCGUUGGACUCGGACUCCAUUGCUGAUACCAUCAAGUCCUUCUUCCCCGUUGGCACGGCGGCGGCGGAGACCACCUCAUCGUCCAUUCAGUUCCAGAAUUUCCCACAAGAUUUGCUUUCCAGGACGAGUAGCCAGAACCAAGAUCUGCGUCUUUCUUUGCAAUCUUUUCAAGACCCAAUAGCUAUUCACCGGCACCAUCAUGCUCAGCACCAGAGUCAAGGUCAUCAGAAUGAUCACGUUUUAUUCCCCGGCACCGCCACAUUAAGUGGGUUUGAUGUGACCACCGCUGGUUGGUCUGAGCACAACAACCUCAAUCCGGCGGAGAUUAGCCGGUUCCCGAGGAUAACUUCCUGGAAUGCAUCUGGUGCAGAAACUGGUAGUAGCGGCAGCAGUGGCCAUGGCGGAGCUGCGAUUAGAAGUGCAGGAUAUGUCUUCAACUCGCCUCACUUGUCAACUGCACUGCCACCGUCGUCACUUAUGCAGCCAUUAUUUGGUGAAAACCAGUUUUUUUCUCAGAGGGGACCCCUUCAGUCCAGUAACACACCUUCAAUUCGCGCUUGGAUUGAUCAAUCACUUACAGCUACUGAUCAUCAACAGCAUCACAUGCCACCAUCGAUCCACCAAUCUUCCUACACAAGUUUAGGAUUCGCCUCAGGCGGGUUCUCCGGGUUUCACAUUCCAACGCGAAUUCAAGGUGAUGAGGAGCACAAUGGCAUUUCAGACAAGCCAUCCUCUGCUUCCUCUGAUUCUCGCCAUUGAUUAGAUCAAAAUCCCAAGAUUUCUCCGUCAACAGACGAUUAUGUUAUUGCAGGUGUGCAUCUUCAAUCAGAAAGCCAAGGUUAGCAGCACCUGCAGUCAAGCCACCGCAUGGCUCUCAAGAGGGUAGAAUUUUGGGUCGUUUUUGUUUCAAUGGCCUUUACCAUGGAAGUACUGAAUCUGAGAGUUUUUCAGGUCUUAUGGUCCAUGGUUUAUUUAUCUUCUGUCAGUUGAUUAUGUUAUUUCAUGCUGGAAAAAAAAAAGGACUCUUAGUUCUAAUAUUUGUUUAAUCCAACGAUGAAACUGUCUUUCGUUUUGUUUAUGUAGCAAGACUUUGAUUAUUAUAACUACUUUUUUAAUCAA
Messenger RNA from Cucurbita maxima (winter squash), 2939 nucleotides. RefSeq names its product transcription factor TCP4-like. Gene Ontology annotation, cellular component: nucleus. Gene Ontology annotation, biological process: regulation of secondary shoot formation. Gene Ontology annotation, molecular function: sequence-specific DNA binding; DNA-binding transcription factor activity. The transcript is spliced from 2 exons. The record is from RefSeq and is a predicted model, not a curated record. NCBI's taxonomy places the organism in Eukaryota, Viridiplantae, Streptophyta, Magnoliopsida, Cucurbitales, Cucurbitaceae. Bases 1284 to 2579 code for a protein of 431 amino acids.